ACCCAUUGGGAAACAAAUGUUGCUUUGUUCUGCUGUGAAGAAGAGGAUCUGUUCUGUUGUUGUUGCUUGAUUUAGUGCAUGAAGGAAAGGAAGGUGUAUUGCUCUGUUCAAUGGCUGAAGGAGAGUGCUGUUACUCUAUUCGAUGAAGGAGAAGCUACUGGCUAUCAACAGUGGUGGUUAAGAAUAGAUGCAGAUCUAGUCUGCCACUGUUGCUCUAUUCCUAUUGUUGCUCUAUUCGAUGAAGGAAUUUGUUCCGUCACUGUUGCUCUGUUCCUGUCGUUGCUCCGUUUGGUGAACAAGUGUUGUUGCUGUUCAGUGGAGGAAGCUAAGGAAGAUGAGCCGCGAAGGUUGUCCAAAGAGUUGCUGACAGUGGUGGUUAAGAGCAGGGAGGUCGGUGGAGGAAAGAGGCAAGGAUCUAUUCUAUUCUUGAGCUUUCUUCUUCUUUCUAUUUUCAACAGUGCUUGAUGAGCUUCUUUUUUUUUUUUUUUCAGUUUUCGCCUUCUAUUAGGUUUUUUUUAGCUAAUCUUAAUUGAAGUUUAAGGGUUUUUUUAUGUAAUUAUAUUAAAAAUGUGAGAUAAAA
This is a messenger RNA of Rubroshorea leprosula, 580 nucleotides long. Lineage: Eukaryota; Viridiplantae; Streptophyta; Magnoliopsida; Malvales; Dipterocarpaceae. The record is from the annotation of a GenBank genome assembly.